AUGGACAAGGAAAAUCCCAAACUGGUAGACCAGCACCUGCUGGAAAAAAUGAAGGAGACCAUCGAAAUGUUCGCCCAAGAGUCCACAUGCACAAGUAAGGAAGCAUUUGAAGAUGAUAAAUAUGCGUAUAGCUUAAUUGAUAACUACAAAAGCAGGAAGACGAAAAAUGUCGUUAUACACAUGCUAAAAAAGGAUAUAAAUAUUUUGUACUACAAUGAAGAAUAUAAAAAUAUAAUUUUUAUUAACUUUUUAAGAUUGUGCCAAUUGAAUAAUUUAAACGUAAAAAAAUAUCAUGAUAUGUUUUUAAAAUGUGAUAUUUUUUCGUAUAUUUUGAAUUCGGAAAAAUACGUACAUGUUUUUUUAAAGUCAAUUAUAAAUAAUGAUAAAUUGUUGUGGGAUGUUAAUACAGACCAUUUUGAAUUCGUUUCCUUUCGCAUGGGUAGCAGUACACAGAAUGAAAAUGGCGAAACGGGAAACGUCGCUGGUUAUUACGAAGACAGCUGCUACAUAUUAGAAGAAGGGCAAAAAUUAAAACUGGAUGAUCUUGUAGAAAAUUCUUCAGAUGAUUGUGAAUCUUCCCAAUUUAGCGAAGACGAAAUGUCAGUAUCGUCUGCCUUUUCGGAAAAGUCCCCACACGUGAUAAGCCGUUGCCCAAUGAUGAAUGGCUACUUGCCCCACCCCUGCACGGGCACCAAAUUGAAGGAGUGCUUUAAGGAAGGAAAUGCCUGUGUUGCGAAAAAGGAACACAUCUUUCAGAAGCAACUAAUAGGGCAGGACGAAGCCGCAGUGGAGGGCACAAAUGGCAGUAUCAGCGCCUUGCAGGAGGAAAAGGCAAAAAAGAGCGAUGACACUACGUGGAAGGAAAUAUGCAGAAAUAGCCACGCAGCGAACUGCACGUCCACCCUGAACAAUAUCAAUUUGAACCACUUGGUAGACACAAUUGUGGACGGGGGUGAAUGGGGUGAUGAGGACACCUCCAAGGGGGGGAGGAGUAACAGGAAUACCAACGGUAUGCAACAAAAAAGUAGCUUGCACGAAUCAAUCAUAGAAAAAUAUGUGACAAAGUCGGAAAAUGAGCAUGACGAGGUGCUCAAUUUGUAUAAAAAGAUUAACAGCAUGGAGAAAAUUAUUAAACAUUUAAUUGGAGAAAUAAUGAGGAGAGAUAUGGUAAGAAAGGCGCAUCUUGGAGGAGUUUGCCCAAGAAGAGUUCCCGUAGGAGUAAUACCCAUCGAAGAAACGCAAGAGGCGAAGCAAAAUGACACCCAGAAUAACCACCAAGGGGAAAUUCCCCCAAAGGAUAUGACGAGUAGCACGAGCAAGGACUGUGGCGAAUACGCAGAAGACACGGACAGUAAAUAUUUCGAAAGUUACAACAACACAGGUAUACACAGAACUAUGAUACUAGAUAAGAGCAGAACAAAUUGUUACUACGAAUUUGUAAAAAAAAAUAAAGAAAUAUUUCAAAAUAAAGUGGUUCUGGACAUAGGGUGCGGGUCUUCCAUCAUUUCUCUGUUCUGUGCUGAGCAUGCGAAAGUUGUUGUCGGAAUUGACAACGCCCAUAGGAUAUUAGCAAAAGCAAAAAAAAUAACGGAAAUAAAUGGAGCCAAUAAUAUUUACCUAUUUGAAGGAAAAUUAGAACAAAAUAAUAUUUAUAUUGAUGAGAAGGAAGAAAUACACUACAUUAACAACAAAGAAGACUUAGAAAAAUAUAAAAAAAUUUACAAUAUACAAAAGCUGCAAAUUCUAAAAUUUGAUAUUAUUAUUUCCGAAUGGAUGGGAUAUUUUUUAUUUUACGAAUGUAUGAUAGACACCAUUUUGUAUGCCAGAGAUAUGUACCUAAAGGAAAAUGGCUUGUUGCUACCAAAUAAGGUUUAUCUAUACCUAGCGGGUUAUAAUGACACAGAAUAUAUAAAUGAAAAUUUUUUAAUUUGGGAUAGCCCACUGUAUGGAAAAGACCUCUCUGAGUUAAAACCCAACUCGAAGCAUUUUAUGGAAAAUGCAAAAGUUAUUAAUCUAGAUAAAAAUAAAGUGUCUACUGAAGUGGUUAAUUAUGCCGUAAUAGAUAUGUACACAUAUGGCAAAAAUGAAAAUGUGUAUAUUUCUUCUGAUUUCAAAAUUGUAGUUAAUAAUGGAAAACUCGUGACCAGUUUGUGUUUUUAUUUCGAUUGCCACUUCGAACCGCAUAGACUUGGUCCUGGUGAAUCAACUGACAGUGCGCAGAAUCUUCCCCCCACUGGGGAAAAAUACACAAAUACCAUUUUGACGACGAGCAUGUUCAAGGAAGAAACGCACUGGAAACAGACCCUACUGCAUCUGCACUGUCCAAAUUUUGACAUCGCUAGUAUAUCUGCUCCCGCGGAAGGGGAACACCCAAAUGAACUGUCCGGCAAGAUAUUCAUAUCGCCGGCCGGUGAACACUCUAGAAAUGUGACCGUUCUUUUGCAGAUAAGAAAAAAUGAGUCCAUGAAUGUGAGCGAGGACUGGACGUGCUGGUACUCCCUCGAUUGA
Molecule: messenger RNA, 2508 nt
Organism: Plasmodium fragile
Lineage: Eukaryota; Apicomplexa; Aconoidasida; Haemosporida; Plasmodiidae
Exons: 1
Coding region: 1-2508 (835 amino acids)
Biological process (GO): peptidyl-arginine methylation
Cellular component (GO): nucleus
Molecular function (GO): protein-arginine N-methyltransferase activity
Source: RefSeq, a predicted model, not a curated record